UUUGGUAGCAUCAAAUUUUGGUUCCUAAAGCAAUAUCCUUCUCCAAGAACCAUCAUGUACAGUAGAAAAUCUUGGAGAACCAAUACAUCAUUCAAACCAAUUCGAAGCAAGAAAUUGAAAAUUUAAUAGAACUUGUUUGCACGAUGAUGUAAGACGCACACAGAAUUUACAGAGAGAGAGAGAGACGAUAGCAAAACCAGCAAACACGCCCUUGUCCUCUUACGAAGCACACACAUAUAAAUAGAACCAAACGCAUCGAAAGCUGAGUCACUCUUCACUCAGAGAACAUAACUAAGUUUCCCCAAGAAAAUGGCGAAGGAAGUAGUAGAAGGGUUCAAGUUCGAUCAGAGGCACGGGAAGGAGCGAGUGAGAGUUGCGCGCGUGUGGAAGACCAAACAAGGUCGCCACUUCAUCGUCGAGUGGCGCGUGGGCAUCAGUCUCCUCUCAGAUUGCGUCAACUCUUAUGUCCGCGAUGACAACUCUGACAUCGUUGCCACUGAUACCAUGAAGAACACUGUAUAUGCAAAGGCAAAGGAAUGCUCGGAAAUACUCUCUGUUGAGGACUUUGCUAUUGUACUUGCUAAGCACUUUAUAUCAUUUUAUAAGCAGGUUACUACUGCUAUUGUAAAUAUUGUGGAAAAACCAUGGGAACGUGUCAAUGUAGAUGGUCAACCUCAUGAACAUGGUUUCAAACUUGGAUCUGAGAGGCAUACCGCAGAGGCAAUAGUAGAAAAGUCUGGUGCACUACAAUUGACUUCUGGUAUUGAAGGAUUGUCAUUGUUGAAGACAACCAAGUCUGGUUUUGAGGGUUUCAUAAGGGACAAGUACACAGCACUCCCUGAAACACGUGACAGGAUGUUGGCAACAGAAGUAACUGCUCUGUGGAGGUAUUCAUAUGAAUCGCUAUAUAGCAUUCCUCAGAAGCCACUCUACUUUACCGACAAGUAUCUGGAAGUGAAAAAGGUUCUGGCUGACACUUUUUUUGGCCCUCCAAAUGUGGGAGUCUAUAGCCCAUCUGUUCAAAAUACUCUCUACCUGAUGGCGAAGGCCACAUUAAACAGGUUUCCUGACAUAGCUUCUAUCCAACUAAAAAUGCCGAAUAUUCAUUUCUUACCAGUCAAUCUCUCAAACAAGGAUGGUCAAAUUGUGAAGUUUGAGGAUGAUGUUUAUUUACCAACCGACGAGCCUCAUGGAUCAAUUCAAGCUAGUUUAAGCCGUCUUUGGUCAAAGAUGUAACCACUGAAACUAUGGUGCUCAUCCCUUCUGGUGAAUUGCCAUUACAGCAUGAACUGUGGUGCUUAUUACGGUUUAAAAUCACGUGCGAAGCAAACCUGGCCUGAAAGAUACUGCUUUUCCAUUAACGUGUCAUGUAAUUCUGGUUUUUGUUUUAUUUACAUUUUGUUUCAUGGAGAACUAAUAUGCAUGAAUAACUUCCAGGAGGGAUAUUCUGCAGGUUGCACCAAUAUAUAAUUUUGGUUAUCUAAAAUUCCAAUAAAUUCCUAAUGUCCUUAUGGAGAUU
Molecule: messenger RNA, 1519 nt
Organism: Abrus precatorius (Indian licorice)
Lineage: Eukaryota; Viridiplantae; Streptophyta; Magnoliopsida; Fabales; Fabaceae
Product: uricase-2 isozyme 1
Exons: 8
Coding region: 310-1236 (308 amino acids)
Biological process (GO): purine nucleobase catabolic process; urate catabolic process
Cellular component (GO): peroxisome
Molecular function (GO): urate oxidase activity
Source: RefSeq, a predicted model, not a curated record